Messenger RNA from Melospiza melodia melodia, 892 nucleotides. It is a transcript of the gene CABP4, whose product is annotated as calcium binding protein 4. Bases 1 to 723 code for a protein of 240 amino acids. Gene Ontology annotation, molecular function: calcium channel regulator activity; calcium ion binding. The record is from RefSeq and is a predicted model, not a curated record. Lineage: Eukaryota; Metazoa; Chordata; Aves; Passeriformes; Passerellidae. Gene Ontology annotation, cellular component: cytoplasm. Gene Ontology annotation, biological process: regulation of voltage-gated calcium channel activity; visual perception. The transcript is spliced from 6 exons.
AUGCCACGCUCCCGCGGGGACAAGGGGACCCCCAAGGACAACAGGGACACGGAGCCCCCGCAGAAGGGGAAAGGGGGGCACGAGGAGGGGGAGAAAGCCCCCAGAGCCCCCGAGGACGCCGGCGCCCCGGCCCCCAAGAGCUCUGGCUCCGAGUCCCGGCACGGCGGGCACGGGCAGAAGGGCGGGAAGAAGGGGCCCGUGGACCCCCACGCUGCCGCCAUCAAGACCUACUCCCCCUUCCUCAACACCGUCUUCGGCAAGGAGCGGGAGCUGUCACCGGAGGAGCUGGAUGAGCUGCUGGACGCCUUCAAGGAGUUUGACACGGACCAGGAUGGCUACAUCAGCUACAAGGACCUGGGCGCCUGCAUGCGCACGCUGGGCUACAUGCCCACCGAGAUGGAGCUCAUCGAGAUCUCCCAGCACAUCAAGAUGAGGAUGGGCGGCCGCGUGGAUUUCGAGGACUUUGUGCAGAUGAUGGGCCCAAAGCUGCGGGAGGAGACGGCGCACAUGGUGGGCGUGAGGGAGCUCAAGAUCGCCUUCCGCGAGUUCGACAUGAACGGGGACGGGGAGAUCAGCACGGCCGAGAUGCGCGAGGCCAUCGCGGCGCUGCUCGGGGAGCAGCUGAAGGCGCAGGAGGUGGACGAGAUCCUGCAGGACGUGGAUCUCAACGGGGACGGCCAUGUGGACUUCGACGAGUUCGUGAUGAUGCUGUCGUCCCGGUAACGGAGACACCGGGCAGGAGGGGACCCCCGGAUGGCCCCCCAGCCCCUCUCAGCCCCUCCCUGCCCGGCCGACCGACCCGAACGCUCUGCCAACAUCGGGGAUCAGAGGGAACAGCUGGAGCGGAGCAGCUGGCAAUGGGGCAGAGGCGACACCCCCGACCCCAAGAGAC